GUGUCCCGCCGGUCCUGCCGGCCGGGCUGGCCAGUCUGAGUCUGGCCCGUCCCGCCGCAGCCGUCGCAUACAGAAUGACCCGGAAUCUCUCGGCCCGCGACUUGGACACCGGCCUUGACGGGCCGAGAACGUAAAGAAGGGCGCCCUCCCGACAGAUGAGAGCGGGGCCCCGCGGCGGCACGGUCGGCCAUGUCUGCAGCCGCCUGCACCGCCAUCCUCUUUGCGACCUGCGGCGCCUGGCUGCGCCUGCUCGCCGCCGCUGACUUCAAUUGCGCGACCCUGUCCGACACCCCAAAGCCCUGGCAGCACGCUCGCAUCGCCAGGCCGCCGCCUUACUAUGAGGGCGUGAUUCUGAACCCCGUGUUCUCCGUCAAGAUGAGCCUGGACGCCAGGCUGUUCGACGACGGCGACGCCGUCCUGCAGCGCGACCUCCCCGAGUCGUUCGACGCUCGCCGCGCCUGGCCGCACUGCCCCUCCAUCAGCAAGAUCGUGAACCAGGGCUGCUGCGGCUCGUGUUGGGCCUACGCCUCGGCCAUGGCGAUGACGGACCGCCAGUGCAUCCACGGCCACGAGCACUUCGAGUACUCGGCCGAGCACCUGCUGCACUGCAGCAAGUCGGCGGCCAACAGCUCGGGCUGCCAGGGCGGCGACCCCGCGGAGGCGUUCGACUACUGGGCGGCGCGCGGGGUGGUCUCGGGCGGGCCCUUCAACUCCUCGGUGGGGUGCGCGCCCUACACGACGCCGCCGUCGGGGCCUCACUGCCUGGUACCGGCUUCGCGCAUGGACUGCCCCAAGGAGUGCCAGCGUCCGUACCCGCAUGCGUUCAAUGUCGACCGUCGAUUUGGGGACAGAUACCACCUGCUGCCCUUCAACCGCCCGGUCAACAUGCAGGCCGAGAUCAUGCGGGGAGGUCCCAUCGUCGUCAUCCUGGAUGUGUACGAGGACUUUAAGUGCUACUCCACGGGGGUGUACCAGCAGGUGGCGGGCGUCCACACCGGCGCCCACGCAGUGCGGCUCAUCGGCUGGGGGACGGAGAACGGGGUGCCCUACUGGCUGGCGGCCAACACCUGGGGCAUCGGCUGGGGGGACAAGGGCUUCUUCAAGAUCAGGCGCGGCGUCGGCGAGUGCAAGAUCGAGGGUGUCCGGGUGGUCAGCGGCUACCCCGUCACCAGCCGACUGGCCGCCGCCGCCGCCCCCGCCCCGACUCCUGGAACGGCGCCGCCCCCUCCGCCCAACUAACAAACGAGAUUGAACUAAUUCUUGUUCUUUUAUUAGUGCUAGAAUUUGCUAUCACUUACGUAGGCUAUCGGCGGGACGCUCAACAGUAACGCACACUUUGGCGAAAUUAAAUACAAUACAUAUCAUAGUAA
Molecule: messenger RNA, 1370 nt
Organism: Frankliniella occidentalis (western flower thrips)
Lineage: Eukaryota; Metazoa; Arthropoda; Insecta; Thysanoptera; Thripidae
Product: cathepsin B-like
Exons: 8
Coding region: 190-1239 (349 amino acids)
Cellular component (GO): lysosome
Molecular function (GO): cysteine-type endopeptidase activity
Source: RefSeq, a predicted model, not a curated record